AUGGCGGGCACGCCGGGGCCGGCCACAAGACCGGGGACGGGCAUGUCGGUGCAUGGGGCGGACGGCCAGCAGAAGGCGCCGAGUCGCCCGACGACGGCCACGGGCUUUGUUCAGCAGCAUCAGCAUCAGCAACAGCAUCAGCAACAGCAGCAGCAGGCGCAGGUCCAGCAGGGGCAGAAUGGCAACUUCCUGGGUAUGGGCCAUCCGAACGGGGCGCUGCAGACGCCGACAGCAAGGUCUCCUGGCGGGUUCCCGGCCAUCGCUCCUGCUCCGGCGAUGCCCGGUUCGCCGACGCGCGGCGCGAAGCGCAGGCUCGGAACACCCGUCCCCGGCCAGCCGCAACAGCUCCAGCUCCAGCCACAGCCACAGCAGAUACAUCCGCCGCCACAGACCCCGCAUCUGCCGAUGCCGUCGAUCGCCAACGUCAACAUUUCAGCAGGUGGCGGCGGCACGGGUCUGACAGGCAUGGGUAUCAUGGGGAAUGUCGGCCCCGCUGGUUCGCAGAACGCAGCGGCGAAUCUGGGUGUCGGGAUGGGCCUGCUCGGCGGUGCUGGAGGCGGGAUGAUGGGUCCUCCGGUCUUGCCGCGGUCUACUAGUCAGGGUCAGAUACACCAGGCGCAUGGCGGCGACAUGGGCGGGAUGGGUAUGGGCAUGAAUGCAAAUAUGAACGUCAAUGGCGGUGCAUUUCCUGCUCCUGGCAUGACGCGCCAGCUGUCUGCCGGGCCAAUGGGCGUGAACCCAAACUUCCCUAGCGCCCCGACCCCCGCUGCUCAACUCGGGCUCCCAUCGACCACCGGACUGCCUGCGUCGUCUCCCAUGCACGUGCCGGGCCUCGGACAAAAUGGGGCUAUGGACACGAUGGGGCCCUCCCGCGCGAUGGGCGCUCUCCCUAAUGGUGUGGGCCUUGGGCUGGGAACGUCCGGUCUCAGCGGGAUGGGCGGAAUCGACGUGCCUAUACCCCAGACGCCCAUGCAGCAGCACGCCCGCCAGACUUCGCAGCCACCCAUCAGUUCGCCCUUCCCGCACGGGUCCUCGCCGAUCGCAGGCCCUAACCUGUCGGGCGCCGGUUUGCAGAAUGGCUUGAUCGAUCGCAAGCCCAGCGAGGGCCUUGGCACUGCUGCAAACGCGCAGGACAACGCGGCAACGAAGACGGCCAACGGUGCGUCGAACGCCGCGCCCGCGGUGCCGCCGGCUCCUACCGUGAUACCCCAGCUCGCGCCUCUGCCUGCUAAUGUCCAGCUUGACCCGAAGGUGUCGCGCGUUUCUAUUGUGCCGCUUAAGGACUCGGCUACCCUCAUACCGCCGCUCACGGAAGACCAAAUCGCCGAAAUCAAGACGUACAUGAAGAUCGACAAGGAGUAUGAGGGCAGAUACAAGCACAUGCGCGAAAAGAUGACGGACGAGUUGCGCGGAACGGUCGGAAAGCCUCAUGCGUGGUGGGAGAAGGACACGACUCUGGAGGACGGCCGCAUGGGCAUGCGCAAGCGACAGGAUAAGUUUUCGCUCACGGGUCAAAAGCACUUCAAGGAGCGUGAGCUGAAGGAGCGGCGGAAGGCAGGCAAACGAGAAGGGUUCAAGUUGCCCCGCAGACUGCCAUCAGAAGACGCCAGUCGUAUCGAACAGCUCGUGCCCAUCCGGCUCGAGUUCGACGUUGAACACCACAAGAUGCGCGAUACUUUUGUGUGGAACUUGAACGGUACGAAUGCCAUUCGUUCGUUGUAG
Molecule: messenger RNA, 1722 nt
Organism: Postia placenta MAD-698-R-SB12
Lineage: Eukaryota; Fungi; Basidiomycota; Agaricomycetes; Polyporales; Adustoporiaceae
Exons: 2
Coding region: 1-1722 (573 amino acids)
Biological process (GO): chromatin remodeling
Cellular component (GO): nuclear chromosome
Source: RefSeq, a predicted model, not a curated record